UAGAGAGAGAGAGAGAGAGACGGUGCGCAUACGUAGGUAAUGCGAAUUCGCUAUUGAUUUGACGAGAUCGUGGCGAGCCGCGAAACCGGGGGGGGUCAACCCCCCUCGGUAAGGAGUCGUCACAUGAGCGAGGCCCCGUGGCGCGCACAGAAAUGGAAGGAGCGGGAGAUGAUCACGAUGCAGAGAAGAGACUCGACCAGGUCAACGAGACGUGAAGAAAAGGAGAGCUCGUUUUCUUCGUCGCGGAAUUCCGGUCAGAAUGAUAUUAAGAAACUGCGCCGGGAGAACGAGCAGCUGCGUAGAGAAAUAUGGAGUCUCAGGGACGAGUACGACAAACUCGAGGAUAUCUUGAAAAAACGGAAGAACCGCGACGAAAGUGACGAGGAUCGUUCCGAGGAGGAUGACGGCUUGCAGUCGGACUUCUCUUGCGAGGAAGACGAGAAAGAGCACGAAAAUAAUGAGAAAAUGAUCAAGGACUUCAAUCAAGAAGAGCAGUUAGAAAACGCGGAGAAUCAGAAGAUUUCUUCCGAGAAGAUGAGCACUAGUAUGCAUCGACUUCACAUAGAGUUCGACGAUCUAUCGGUUGUUGAUGAGGAGGAGGAGCUGAAAAAAGAUAAGGAUAAGAAGGAGACGACACCGUCGGAGCAGGGCCAGGGAAACGAGGCUGCAGAACAUCCGCCUCCGCCGAUUCUCGGUCCUCGGCAGCUUCACGAUAACAUCCCGUUUUAUCCGGCCACGUAUGAGCCGACGAGCGGUUUUAGUGGAACCAGUUAUUACACCGAGUACCCGUUCGAGUUUCCAAGUACGGUGGAUUUAAUGCUGUCCAUGGAUACGUCCGCGCUAUUGGCUUCAUCAUAUUCAGGAUUACAAUCUGAUCCCUUGAUCUCGCUGGCCAAUUUAGACGCCGGGGGUCUAGAACAAGUCGAUCCGACGCUACCUCAAAUUCACCUUCCACCUGUCGGUUGGCAGAACGACAUGAUUUCUCAAAAACAAAUGCCGACCUAUAUGGAUACGAGCCACGCUCCUGUCAUGCCAAUAACGGAAAUGCAAGUGACAGAAAGGCCGGAUUCGCAAUCGAUAACAAUUUCCUCGUUGGGAGGCCUGCCAUUAAAUACUUUCAGUUUCGUAAGAAGAGAGGCAAGUACGAGGCAACCGACGAAGCUCGAUGAGAUAUCAAGUAUACAAGAUUCACAAACACAAUUUUCGAAUGCCGAAGAAGUCAGCAGGAAGUCAGCAGUGGAUUCUUCUAAAUCUAUCAUGGUGAACGGAGAAAAGGAUAUUCAAUAUUCACGAAGUGAGAAUCAAAAUGCCGAAGAGUCUACUGCGACGGGAAAGCCUAAACAAUUUUUCGCGUCGCUGCCUUUCAAAUUGAAGAAACAAGAGGAAGAGUCACCAACCGCCAGUGUAAAUUAUUUUGGAACCGGAACUAGUUCAAGUAGCGGUAAAACGGCUUCCACAGUGAUUUCGAGAACUAAUCCUUUUACGGGACUAAAAGGUUCGGCAGACAUUUAUGUAAACGGUGCGGUACCUUGCGAGGACCUUGCUUUAAGAGAUAAAAACGAUUCGAGGACUUUUUUGAGUACAGAUAACCUACUGAUCUCGGAUAGUAAAAGUGUUCCGGCUAAUCAAUUAAUGAAAUCGAUAUCGUGUCAAGAUCUCUCGAGCGAGUCUCAAAGUGUAGCGCAACAAUUGAAAUUGAAUCACGUUGAAUCUCAAACGCUCACGAAAAGUGACAAUACUCUGGACAAUAUAAGCGGUUUCUCUAAUAAACCCUACAAAAGUCACCUAAACGUGACGCUAAAAAUACCACGAGUCGAACAAGCGCCGAGUCCGGAAACGCCGGAGGUACCUAACUUACCCUCGAUAGAUUAUCGUCUCUUCAGGAAUCCCUUUCUAAGAAACUUCGACAAGAUUUAUCCCAAUUACCAAGAACCGAAUCCUCCACCCACUACGACGCCACUUUCUAUUCAGGUGAACGAUGACAAGCUUGCUUAUCCGUAUCCUGUACCAGCUUACAAUCGGGGUGUUCAUCUCAACGAGAAGGUUCGAACUGCACACUUGCCGGACCAGAGUCGAUUGCUAAUAGCGAGCGAUCAACUGAUGAGCAACAAGCAGGACAUUCAAGUGACUUCCUUCGAGAGACCGAGUCCUUGCACCUUGAUACCUUCUGCAACGCCUUAUGAGCUGGCGAGUUUGGGUAGAUUGAAUGCAAAUCGAUAUCUGCAGAGUCAGAAUCUACGCCAGAACGUUCCGUUCGUGCCGCGAGGACCCGGCCAAUUUUAUUCACAGAGAUGCGGAAUGAUGUACUAUGAUAAUGUCACGAAGGUACCAGCACAAACGCAAACGUCGAUCGAUGGCGAUUCGCAUCAUGAAGACGAGGAAACGGUCAGCGCACCAAAUUCGCCGAGCGGACAGAGACGGAAAAAAAUUAUGAAGAAAGACAAAACCUUAAUUAAGGAUCCAAAAUUAUUAUCACCGAUGACACAAAGAAAAUUGAAGAAACAAUGCAACGCCACAUCGACAGAUACGCUCGAUUCGCCCGAGAAAACGAUACGGAAGAGGUCGAGAAGGUUGAGUACGAUGUCACCUGACGCGCAAGAGAACAAGAAUGAAAGCAGGUCGUCAUCCUCAGGUCAGGACUCGCCGCGUAAGGAUCAAAAUCGAAGGUCUGUCUACAUUAAUUCUAGGCGAAGACCAUCUCAAGUGUCGCUAAAAACCUCGAGGAGUGGCAGCGUCGACAAGGACAAGUUUACGGAUGGUACCGCAUUGAAUUCGGAGCGCGAGAGGACAAACUCAGUCAGCAGUCGGGAGACUGCUAGCGUGAAAGCUCGUAAAACUAGUACCAGUAGUGGUAAUGUGCCAUGGUGCGCGUGUUGGGGGAAUGGUUGCAUUUAAUUACGGUUGUAUUCAAUCCAAUUCAGGAAUGUAAGUAACCUUUGUGAACCUUGGAAUCCAAUUUUUGAAAUUAACUUUUUGUACGGAAACAAAUGACAAUCUGCGAAAGUUACAAUAAAUCCGCUUGCAUAGUCUUUUUUUUAGAAUCGUUUGAACAAUUGAACUACAAACGAAACGGAAAACAACCGCAAACGAUUCUAAAAAAGAUUGCGCAAGCGGAUUUUCGCUAUCUUAAAAAAUGGCAAACUUCCCUCUUAGCCAUUUGUUUAAAUUGUUGGAAUUUUUGAACGAUUUGACUGCAAACGAAAUGAAAAGUGCUACAAACAACUACAAACGAUUUUAAAAACGACUGCUC
This is a messenger RNA of Pogonomyrmex barbatus (red harvester ant), 3250 nucleotides long. RefSeq lists its product as uncharacterized. Lineage: Eukaryota; Metazoa; Arthropoda; Insecta; Hymenoptera; Formicidae. The record is from RefSeq and is a predicted model, not a curated record.